Messenger RNA from Rotaria sp. Silwood2, 288 nucleotides. The record is from the annotation of a GenBank genome assembly. NCBI's taxonomy places the organism in Eukaryota, Metazoa, Rotifera, Eurotatoria, Philodinida, Philodinidae.
AUGCAUACAUUGCUGUCCAAACCGAUUACACGCAUUACGAUUGGAGAUGAUGUAAAUGGUAUUUGGCCAAAAGAUGUAAAAAAAGAUCAUAUUAAUUGUGCUCAUGCUGUAUCAUCAACAAUUGUUACUGGUGACGACAAUGGGGCUGUUAAUUUGUUUAAGUUUCCAUGUCCAGAACCUGGAGCGGAACAUAAAACAUUUUAUGGUCAUUCAGAUAACGUAACAAAUGUUCGAUUUCUUUCUAAUGAAAGAUAUUUAGUUAGUUUAGGUGGAGAUGAUUGUUGGUAA